Molecule: messenger RNA, 2894 nt
Organism: Engraulis encrasicolus (European anchovy)
Lineage: Eukaryota; Metazoa; Chordata; Actinopteri; Clupeiformes; Engraulidae
Gene: kcnk1a
Product: potassium channel, subfamily K, member 1a
Exons: 4
Coding region: 266-1294 (342 amino acids)
Biological process (GO): stabilization of membrane potential; potassium ion transmembrane transport
Cellular component (GO): plasma membrane
Molecular function (GO): outward rectifier potassium channel activity; potassium ion leak channel activity
Source: RefSeq, a predicted model, not a curated record
CCUUAGUUUUUGUCAUGGCGUGCCUGUCGCUGUCAUAACUGGCACCACCACACUACACUUCCAUCAUUGUCAGACACGACGUCACCGCUCUCAUCAUUAUGUUUCAAGGGAGGACACAGAAGAACAGGAAAUCGAGCUGUUGAAAAGUUUCAUUUCGGCGCCUGUGCUGUGCACUGUAUUUAUUUGUCGCCACGUCAACGGCCAACGAACACGCAUUUGGUUAAUUUUACCUGAAAUACCUCACCUCUCGUCAUCUUCAAACGUCAUGCUUCGAUGUCUCGCCGGCAGCUCUUGUAUGAGGUGGAUAGAAGGUAAUAAGGCGACGUGGUAUUUUGUGUGCCUUGUUAUUAUCUAUGUAUUAUACCUGAUCUUUGGCGCUUUGAUAUUCUCUUCUGUGGAGUUGCCGUACGAGGAUGACCUGAGGGAUGAGCUUCGCGUAGUCAAACAGCAGUUUCUACAGGAAAAUGACUGUAUAUCUGACGAACGAUUAGAGAAGUUUCUUGUGAGAGUGCUUGAAGCCAACAAUUACGGAGUGUCUGUGUUGAACAACGCAUCCACAAACAGGAACUGGGAUUUUACCUCUGCGCUUUUUUUCGCGAGCACCGUUCUGUCAACCACAGGCUAUGGCCACUCCGUGCCGCUCUCCGACGGUGGGAAGGCCUUCUGCAUCAUCUACUCCGUCUUCGGGAUCCCCUUCACCCUCCUCUUCCUCACCGCUGUGGUGCAGAGGAUCAUGGUGUUCAUCACACGCCGGCCCGUGGCCUACUUCCACCGGCGCUCGGGCCUGUCCAAGGCCCUGGUGGCGGGCACCCACGCCGCCCUGCUGGCCCUGAUCACGGCCUCCUGUUUCUUCCUCAUCCCCGCCAUCAUCUUCUCCGUCAUGGAGGAGGAUUGGAACUUCCUGGAGAGUUUCUACUUCUGCUUCAUCUCUCUCAGCACCAUCGGUCUGGGAGACUACGUGCCCGGGGAGGGCUACAACCAGCGCUUCCGGCAGCUCUACAAAGUGGGCAUCACAUUCUACCUGAUCCUGGGCCUGAUCGCUAUGCUGGUCGUCCUGGAGACGUUCUGUGAGCUUCCCCACCUGAAGAACCUGAGGAAGGCCUUCUACCUGAAGAAGGAGAAGACGGAGGACCAGCUGAACAUCGUGGACCACGACCACCUGUCCUUCGCCACCGUGUGUGAACAGACGGGUCCGGGCACAGAGGAGAGAGGAGACCUCUUCCUGGACGGAGACGCAUCCUCCAUGACCCAGGUCCCUCCGCUCACACCAGACGACAACAUCGUGAUUAGAUGAGAACUGGCACCCUCACGUCAUCAGAACACUCCUCGCACAGUGCUGACAGUUGAAAUUCGUUUUUAAAUGUAUCUAUUUUGAACAUGGCAGUAUGUAGUUGGACUCGAUGGUACGCCAUGGGCUUUAUGUGGUAGUGCUUGCCAGUGGUGGACAGUGUUUUAUUUUUUAUAAAUAAUCAUUAGCGUAGUGUUUUUUAUUUUAUUUUACUGUGUUGUACUGCUGUGCCAUGUAAAUGACGCAUUAUGUGGAUUAGUGCUAUAUUAGUGGUGUUGGGAAGAUUUUAUUGUAGCCUUAAGACAUUGUUACAGUGUAACAGAUAUGGGCUGUUCCCCUAAUAACAUAGGGUACAGCCAUGUGCUGCUAUCGAUUUUCAAACUAUGGUUUGUGUUUUGAUCAGAAAGCAGUUGCUUUGCGAACAUAUAAGAAGUGUACUUACCGUUGACAGGGUCUUACUACCUUGCCAUGAACAUAACAGGCAUUUUAAAGGGAAAGAAAUAGUUACUCAUGAAGGGAAAAUAUGCAGAAAAUAUUCUUGAACCUAAAAAGAAGGCAGUGGUGAUAUAAAUAACACAGUAACACAGCACAUUUACAAUACACAGCAAACUGCUGUUCAACAAAAGGUCCAGUAGAUGGUGCUAUGCAAGCAUAAUAGUAUAUACAGUACUCCGGUGAUUCUCUGGUACAGCACAUAGAUAUGAAUACAUCUAUGCAAGUCUAAAGGUGAAGAUUCACAGGGCAACUUUUGGGCAAUGAUUCUGGGCAACAACAAGAUUGGCUCUUAAUUGUAUGAUAACAUGAUUUACCUGUAGAACACCUUUUCCAACGUGGGGCCCACUUGAAAUGUUCACAAAUGUCCGGGGCCCACCUCUGACCCAACAAACAAUAAAACUCAAAUAAGUAGUCAACAGCAACACAAACUAUUUAGAUUUUUCAGAAAAUGGGUUCAAGUUAAUCUAGGAAUACCUUCAGGUCCCACCAAUGGGCCCCGGCCCAUAGUUUGAGAAUCUCUGAUUUAGAAAAUCUAAAGCUGGUCCAAGUUCUCUUGAGUGAUAAACUAUCUAGUAUAGUUGCCCAAAAGUUUCUCUCAAAAUGAUGGCAAGUGUAUCGUCACCAAGUCUGUCUAUGAGACAUUAUUGUUGCCUCAAAGGUACCUAGUUAGGUCAACAACAUUAUAUGAUGGCAUUAAGGGAAAUAUUUCAAGCAAACUAAUUGAGUGUAGGAUCAUAUCAACAAAGACCAAUUUUAUAAUACACUGUGCUUUUAUAUUGUGAAGUUAUCUGAAUUGUGUCGUUAGCAAUAACUUAUUUUAUUUAUGUAACAUGGUCAACUUGAAAUUAUACAGGAAUUGCAUACAUCCAAAAUGCUUCCUCAAGUAAAAUAUCCUGCUGUUUUAUUUACACAAGGGAAUGUACAGACAUUAUUUUAAUGUAUGUAUUUUAAAUGUACAUUUACAUAUAGUGUACCGGUAUUUAUCAGAUCUUCUGGUGUUUUUUCAUCAUCAAUAUAAAUAUUUUAGUUUCAGUAAAUGACUGAAAUCAAUCUCGUUAUUUGAAUCCAUUGCAGUAGCUCAUAAAUUCUCUAUGCCAAAUAAAUAUGUAAU